GCUUCGGCCUCUCCCUCCUCCUCGCUCGCUCGAUCGCUCCCACGUCCUCGCCUCCCUCCACAAACCACCACCACCAUCCAGGAUCGCAGCGCGGCGCGCGAGAGAGGGGUGAGCAGGUCGGGCAAGAUGAGGGAGAUCCUGCACAUCCAGGGCGGCCAGUGCGGCAACCAGAUCGGCGCCAAGUUCUGGGAGGUGAUCUGCGGCGAGCACUGCGUCGACUCCACGGGCCGCUACUCGGGGACCUCCUCGCAGCAGCUCGAGCUCGAGCGGAUCAACGUCUACUACAACGAGGCUGGGGGUGGCCGCUAUGUGCCCCGCGCCGUGCUCAUGGACCUGGAGCCCGGCACCAUGGAAUCCAUCCGCGCCGGCCCCUUCGGCGGCAUCUUCCGCCCCGACAACUUUGUCUACGGCCAGUCCGGCGCCGGGAACAACUGGGCCAAGGGCCACUACACCGAGGGCGCCGAGCUCAUCGACUCCGUCCUUGACGUCGUGCGCAAGGAGGCCGAGAACUGCGACUGCCUCCAAGGGUUCCAAGUAUGCCACUCCCUGGGUGGCGGCACUGGUUCUGGCAUGGGCACGCUGCUCAUUUCCAAGAUCCGGGAGGAGUACCCGGACCGCAUGAUGCUCACCUUCUCCGUGUUCCCGUCGCCCAAGGUGUCCGACACCGUCGUGGAGCCCUACAACGCCACGCUGUCCGUGCACCAGCUCGUGGAGAACGCCGACGAGUGCAUGGUCCUUGACAACGAGGCGCUCUAUGAUAUUUGCUUCCGCACCCUCAAGCUCACCAACCCUUCAUUUGGUGACCUGAACCAUCUGAUCUCGGCGACGAUGAGCGGCGUGACAUGCUGCCUGCGGUUCCCGGGCCAGCUGAACUCGGACCUCCGCAAGCUGGCGGUGAACCUGAUCCCGUUCCCGCGGCUGCACUUCUUCAUGGUGGGGUUCGCCCCGCUGACGUCCCGCGGCUCGCAGCAGUACCGCGCGCUGACGGUGCCGGAGCUGACGCAGCAGAUGUGGGAUGCCAAGAACAUGAUGUGCGCGGCGGACCCGCGCCACGGGCGGUACCUGACAGCGUCCGCCAUGUUCCGGGGCAAGAUGAGCACCAAGGAGGUGGACGAGCAGAUGAUCAACGUGCAGAACAAGAACUCCUCCUACUUCGUGGAGUGGAUCCCCAACAACGUCAAGUCCAGCGUGUGCGACAUCCCGCCCGUCGGGCUGCCCAUGGCCUCCACCUUCGUGGGCAACUCCACCUCCAUCCAGGAGAUGUUCCGCCGCGUGAGCGAGCAGUUCACGGCCAUGUUCCGGCGCAAGGCUUUCUUGCACUGGUACACCAGCGAGGGCAUGGACGAGAUGGAGUUCACAGAGGCCGAGAGCAACAUGAACGACCUCGUUGCCGAGUACCAGCAGUACCAGGACGCCACCGCCGAGGAGUACGAAGAGGAAGAGCACGACGGCGAGGAGGAGCACGCCUGAUCUGGACGCCAACUCAUCGGUGCAAAGCGUUUCAGUUUCAUCGCUCCUAUGGUACACAAAUCGCGACUACGUAUUCCUACAAUCCUACUACCUUAAGUAUGUAUAUUCAUGUACUGCCGUAUUUGCCUUACUGCUUUUAUUAGCUUGUGUGUGUAUCUACAGUCGUGUGUGUUAGUGUUUUCUGAAAUUGUGAUAUAUUGCCACCGCUGUCCAGAUUCUGUGGGUAUGUUUAUUCAUAUAAUUGGAAUGCUCUCUGUUCUUGUACGU
This is a messenger RNA of Zea mays, 1737 nucleotides long. RefSeq names its product beta tubulin 4. Gene Ontology annotation, cellular component: microtubule. Gene Ontology annotation, biological process: microtubule-based process. Bases 127 to 1470 code for a protein of 447 amino acids. The transcript has 3 exons. Gene Ontology annotation, molecular function: GTP binding; structural constituent of cytoskeleton; GTPase activity. NCBI's taxonomy places the organism in Eukaryota, Viridiplantae, Streptophyta, Magnoliopsida, Poales, Poaceae. The record is from RefSeq and is marked provisional.